AUGAAUAUCCUACCCUCUCAGCAUAGUACCCUGGGACCCGUGGGACCUGUGGGACUUGUGGGACCUUCGGUAGGGUUGCAAACGCAACCCACACCUCAGCAACAACAACAACAACAACAACAGCAGCAGCAGCAACAACAAGCACAGGCUUCGCCAGCAUCGGCGGCGGCCACUGUUGCCGCUACUCCUGCUCAACCCAUCGUUCAGGUACAAGUACAACCACAAAUUCCGGCAGAUCCAGUAACCCAGUCAAUGGCAGAAACUUGGCUCUCGAUCGCAUCUUUGGCCGAAACCCUGGGAGAUGCAGAUAGAGCAGCCAUGGCCUAUGAUGCAACGCUACAAUACAAUCCAUCGUCAACAAAAGCCCUCACAUCACUUGCGCAUCUAUACAGAUCGCGUGAUAUGUUCCAACGGGCUGCAGAGCUGUACCAACGUGCUUUAUCGGUAAACCCAGAACUAGGCGACAUUUGGGCAACGUUGGGUCACUGUUAUUUGAUGCUUGACGAUUUGCAACGUGCAUACGCUGCUUACCAACAAGCACUAUAUCAUUUGAGCAAUCCUAACGUACCAAAACUGUGGCACGGUAUUGGGAUCUUGUACGAUCGGUAUGGGUCCUUGGACUACGCAGAAGAGGCCUUCGCCAAAGUAUUAGAGCUCGAUCCGCAGUUCGAAAAGGCGAAUGAAAUUUAUUUUAGACUGGGCAUCAUUUACAAACACCAAGGUAAAUGGAAUCAGGCUUUAGAAUGUUUUAGAUACAUUCUGACGCAACCACCUGCCCCAUUACAAGAAUGGGAUGUGUGGUUUCAACUGGGAAGCGUCUUAGAAAGCAUGAGCGAGUGGCAAGGUGCUCGGGAAGCAUACGAGCACGUACUACUCCAAAAUGAGCGACAUGCAAAGGUACUUCAACAAUUGGGGUGUCUGUAUGGAAUGCAAAAUGUUCAAUUCUACGAUACUCAAACCGCGCUCAACCUUUUGCUCAAGUCGUUGGAAACUGACUCAACGGACGCUACUACCUGGUACCAUUUGGGUCGUAUACAUAUGGUCAGAAAUGAUUAUACUGCCGCAUACGAUGCGUUCCAACACGCUGUUAAUCGGGACUCUAGGAAUCCAAUAUUUUGGUGCUCUAUUGGUGUACUGUAUUAUCAAAUUUCUCAAUAUCGAGAUGCUCUCGAUGCUUACACCAGAGCUAUUAGAUUGAACCCAUACAUCAGUGAGGUUUGGUAUGAUUUGGGAACACUUUACGAGACUUGUAAUAAUCAGCUUACGGAUGCUUUGGAUGCGUAUAAACAAGCGGCUAGGCUCGAUACAAAUAAUGUGCAUAUUCGGGAAAGGUUAGAGGCUCUGACCGAACAAUUGGCCAACCAAUCCAAUGGGGGUAGUGUUUUACCUCCUCAACCAAAGCCACAGACUGUCUCGAAUCCUCCACCCGUGAUGUUGCAACCAACCUUGCAAUCUACCGACGAUGGCAAUCCUCUGAAUAAAUCUUCAGUUUAUGUCCAACCUCAGGUACCGGGUCAAAUGCAACCUACUUUACCAGCCCACUUGCAAACUCAUGUGCAAGCUCAGGUACCUCCUCAGCAAUUAGCUCCUCAGCAGCAAUCUCCUCAACACCCACCUUUGGCGCAACCGCAGCUUCCACCACAACCGCCCCAAUUAGCCGUGCAUUCACAUCCACAAGCACACCUGCGGCAUCAGUACCCGCAAGUUCCCCAGCCUUCAGGUCUUUCGUCUGUCGGUAGCACGUUAAGUCCAUUCCGCGAUGUAAAAGGCUCUAUGAACCCUAGUUCAUUACCUCAAAUUAUGAAUCCAACUGUUCAUACUGCCGCUGCCGCUCCUACUCUACCUCAAAAGAGGCCUAUAGAGGCGGGGAUGGACACGCUUGUGAAUGCGGCUGUUUCCAAUGCGGCUACGCCUUCUUCAGUGACUCCAACCACGGUCGGAAGUCGGAAAGCGUCCAUUGCCUCAGAAAGCUCACAACCGAAAAAACACAAGCGCAACGCUUCUACUUCCAAGCAACCACGCAAUCAAUCUCCACAAUCCUCCACUAAACCCAGGACGGUAUCCGUUGCUUCUGUUUUAGAUCAAGACUCUACGCAAACGCCUACACGGGCUACUGGACAAUCCGCGCCGUCUACUCAGGCCGCUGCACAAACACCAGCACAAACACCUGUGCCAACGCCCUCGGUGGUUGGCGAUGAGGAGACCAUUUCGGCUCAAGGUCGUUCGGGUGCACCACCAAUCACAAACGCUUCAGAAGGGCCAGAGGAAGCCCCAGCGCCUCUUGCAAAAGAGCCUGAAGGUGAUGCCCCGACUGCUGAACCCCCAGUAGUACAGGAAAACUCUCAAACUCAGAUCACUGAUAGAACUACAGAGUCCGAGCAGACACAACCUGAUACUACUGCGUCGCAACCUGAGGCCAAUCCUCCGUUGCCUGAAGAUCAGACCGUUAUUAAGGCGAGUCCUGAUGCAAUUGAGAAACUUCGUGAAGAAGCCGAACUACGGAAAGAGGAAGAGCAAGAAUCGUUGCUCAACGAGCCUGAAUCCGGCCAGAACGGCGACUCGAAGCCUGCCGUUAACGAAAGAGCUGUGCGCGAGGUCGAAGAAGAUGAAAACUAUGACGAUUGA
Lachancea lanzarotensis is the source of this 2625-nucleotide messenger RNA. It is a transcript of the gene CYC8, whose product is annotated as LALA0S03e04786g1_1. Gene Ontology annotation, molecular function: protein binding; chromatin DNA binding; RNA polymerase II cis-regulatory region sequence-specific DNA binding. The record is from RefSeq and is a predicted model, not a curated record. The transcript has a single exon. Gene Ontology annotation, biological process: regulation of gene expression. NCBI's taxonomy places the organism in Eukaryota, Fungi, Ascomycota, Saccharomycetes, Saccharomycetales, Saccharomycetaceae. The coding region runs from base 1 to 2625 and encodes 874 amino acids.